Molecule: messenger RNA, 1734 nt
Organism: Helianthus annuus (common sunflower)
Lineage: Eukaryota; Viridiplantae; Streptophyta; Magnoliopsida; Asterales; Asteraceae
Product: amino acid transporter AVT1I
Exons: 3
Coding region: 105-1406 (433 amino acids)
Cellular component (GO): plasma membrane
Source: RefSeq, a predicted model, not a curated record
AACUCCAUGCAGUCACCCUUACCCUUAUAUAUAACUCCAUAUAUAACCUUCCAACCCUCUGCAUAUUCUUCCAACAAUCAUCUCUUUCUUUCUCUAAAACUUUGAUGGCGGCUGAAAAACUGGAAGAUUACUCGGUCACAAUACCUUUACUGCUCAACCACGAAAACCGAACAAAGGCGGCCGAGCAGGAUGUAACCACCACAGCCGCCGCCACAACGACCGUCACCACAGGCACUUCUUCAUUCUUCAACACAUGUUUCAAUGGUCUCAAUGCUCUAUCAGGUGUUGGGAUUCUAUCAGUUCCAUAUGCAUUGGCAUCAGGAGGGUGGCUAAGCUUGCUACUGCUUUUCACAAUAGCCAUCUCAACGUUCUACACAGGAAUACUUAUUAAAAGAUGUAUGGAGACCGAUCCAACGAUAAGAAGUUAUCCGGACAUUGGAGAUAGAGCGUUUGGUAAAACUGGAAGGAUCAUAGUGUUAGUCACCAUGAACAUAGAGCUUUAUUUAGUUGCUACAGGUUUCUUGAUCCUAGAGGGCGAUAAUCUAAGUAACUUAUUACCAGAUAUAGACUUUGAUCUUUAUGGGAUUCAUGUUGGUAGCAAGAAAAGCUUUGUCAUUAUUGUUGCUGCCAUUAUACUCCCCACAAUUUGGCUGAAUAACAUGAGCAUUCUUUCGUAUAUAUCAGCAAGUGGUGUCCUAGCGUCUUUGAUCAUCUUAGGCUCGAUCAUGUGGGUUGGUGAGUUUGAUGGUGUCGGGUUUCAGGAAAAGGGUAGAAUGGUAAACUGGAACGGGAUGCCUUCGGCUGUGAGUUUGUAUGCCUUCUGCUAUUGUGCUCAUCCGGUUUUCCCUACUUUGUAUACUUCCAUGAAAAACCAACAUCAAUUCUCAAAGGUGCUGCUAGUGUGUUUUGUCUUCUGCACAAUUACUUACUCGUCUAUGGCAGUCGUUGGUUACCUCAUGUUUGGUUCAGAGGUAGAGUCACAGAUUACCUUAAACCUUCCAACCGACAAAAUAAGCUCAAGAGUGGCUAUAUGCACCACCUUGGUGAACCCAAUAGCUAAAUAUGCACUGAUGGUGACACCAAUUGUCCACACAAUUGAAGAAACAUUUUUAUCUUUUUACAAUACUAGAAAGUUUAGCCUCUUGAUCAGAACAGCACUCGUAAUAAGCACAGUAGUCGUAGCCUUGGCACUCCCUUUGUUUGGGUAUUUGAUGUCACUUGUGGGAGCGUUUUUAAGCGUCACAGCCUCGGUCAUAUUGCCAUCCUUAUGUUACUUGAAGAUUUCAGGCACUUAUAGGAGAUUUGGACUUGAGUUGGUACUUAUUGGAUUCAUUGUGUUCAUCGGGUUUGUCGCCGCAAUUGUAGGUACUUACACGUCGUUGGAAGAUAUAGCGAGGAAUAUAUAAAGCUAGGAGUUACUAUUUGUGAAACUGAAGAAUGAUGUUAGCAUAUAUAAUACAUCAGAGUAUUAAUUCAGCUUGAGGUUUGUAGGGUGUGUGUAAUACAGUCCAUUCAUUACCAAACGCUGGUAGCAAUUGCUGAUGGGUUAGUAGUGAAAUACUUAAAGGUACAAGUAAAGAGCAUAACAGGCAGAAUAUCUCCAAAAGUGACCAAGUUAUGGAUGAAAAUUAUUUUUCUAAAUCUUUGUUACCACUACUAAUCAGGAAUUUGCAAUUUUGUUUUGACUUUUGUGUAAAAUCAUUAGAAUAAUAAAUUGGACUGUUUUAGUUAUCA